GGAGGAGGGCUGUGUUUCCAGCAUAUUGCUUUAAAUUCGAACAUACUUGAUUUCUCUGACUUCUGAAAAAAGACUUCCCUCAGAAACACUCCGGCUUAAUCGCAGUCAUAAGCAUACGUGAGCGUAUGGAAAGCUGCGUUAAACCCAGGAAUGCAUGGACUAUAGGCAGUACUGUGACCUGAGCAGCACGGACGAGGAGGACAUGACAGACCUGAUGGCCGGCCAGGCGGCCACCAAACACGGCGGUCUAGCCCAGAACGGCGAGCUGCCCUUCUACGCCCUGCCGCGCGCCAAGAAAACCUCCGCCGAGAUCAUCCAUGAGGCGCGGGCGGCACUGGGCGACGGCAGGGCCGUGGUACGCACGGUGGACACGACUCGGCCGUUCACGCCGCGGGACCGGCAGCGCACGCUGUUCGGCACGGCUCAGAGCUCGACCGGCUCGGCCCGGCCCACCAGCGCCUUCAGUAUGAACAGCCUGAGCUUCGACACCAGCGACUCGCGGCCGGUGUCAGGCGUCCGGCUGGUGCCACUCAACACGCGCGGCUUCUGCAAGACGGCCUCGCCGCGCCAGGAGUCGUCCGACGGCGUCACCUUCCCCUCGCUGCCCGAUGCAGUCGGCCGGCCCGGCAGCUACCACCUGCCGUCGCUGACCGGACACGAGCGGCUCAAUCGACGCCAGUUCCGGGCCGCUUCCCUCGACAAGCUGCCGGAGGAGGGCGAGGAGCUGAUGGCAGCGGCGCUCAGCUCGCGCAACGCCCACAGCGGACCGCGCGAGCGCACGCGGGCGACGCUGGAGCCGAGCCCGCGGCCUGCGCACACGCUGCCCGGGCUGGCGCGACCCGGCGAGCCCAUCACGGUCCAGCGCCGCAUCGUGGAGCACCGGCUGGAGCUGGUGCUGUCGCAGCCCGAGGACGCCGGCGACCUCCACCUCAGCGACCUGGAGAGCAGCCAGCGGCUGCCCACCGAGUUCUCGCGGCGACCGGCGGUCGACGCCGAGCCGGAGCCGACCGACGACUUCGGCUGGUCGCUGUUCCGCAAGAAGCGCGGCAUCCCUCAGGCGACUGGAGCACGGCCGGCCACCAAGGUGGUGCCGCCGGACAUAGCGUACGCCGAGAGCCGGCCGGGCAGCGCCGUCAGCGAUGCCGGCGACGCCGAGCCGCGCUCCCAGGAGCAGCAGAUCCUGGCGUUGCUGGCGCGACUCACGCAGAUGGCUGACGACGGCGCCGACAACGAAGAGGUGCUGACAUCUGUCGUCGACCUUUACCAACUGCUCGCGGAAACCAAGCACCUGGGGCGCAGCUCGCCGCAUCGCAUCGCCGCGCUGAAGACCAUCUUCCGGUUUGUGGACCGGCAGCACUCUAGGCUGCUAGUCCACAUAUCGCGGACCAUCCUGGCGCUUCUCGUCAGCGGCAAGAACUUGAUUAAUGUUUGCAAGCUGGUUUUCAAAGUUGCGCAGGAAGAUCAGAAUGAUUCACUCUUCCUGGAGGGCAAUAUUUUAGAGCACCUGCUGGAGACGGUCGGCCGCAGUAGCCCGCUGGAGGACGGCGAGGCCUGCGUCUACAGCUACGGCGCGCUCAAGUUCCUCACCAUGAACGCCACGCUGGUGUCGCGGCUGAUGAACCUCGGCAUCCUCGACCUGGUUGUGCUGCACAUGAAGCUCAUCACCACCAAGAAACUGGAGAGUAAGCGGGUGUCAGAGCAGACGGGCCACGCACUGUACCAGCUGACGGGCGUGCUGCGCAACCUGGCCAACGUAGAGGCGACACUGCCACAGCUGGUGUCGUCCGGCGCCACCCGCGAGAUCUGCAGCGUGCUGGCGCUGUUCUCGGCAGACAUGGACGUCAUCUCUAACGUGGCCCGCAUAUUGAGCAUCAUCUCGACGCACGACGCGUGCUGCGAGCAGCUGGUCAGCAGCGACCUCAGCUUCCGCGCCUGCAUCAAGGUGCUCAAGAAGUACCCCGGCGCCAACGCCAUCGUGGUGCGCCUCGGCUACGCGCUCGGCAACCUCAUGGCCCGCUCCGAGCCGGCCCGGGUCAAGUUCUUCAAGGAGGCCGACGCCCUGGACACGCUGCUGCACCUGCUGGAGCUCGGCACGCCGGAGGACGUCAUCGUCAAGCUGGUGCGUGUGGUGGCCAACAUGGUGAUCAACGAGGAGGUGGGGUCGGUGGUGUCCGGCUCGGCCGCGUGCCUCAGCGUGCUGCUCGGCGUCCUCCGCACACAUAGUGUGGACGAGCACGAGGAGCUGGUGCUGUCGUCGCUCUCGAUGCUCAACAACCUGACCUUCUACGCCACCGAGGAGAGCGUGGUGUUCGAACGCCAGGCCGAGGUCACGCACUGCCUGUGCGGAAUGCUGAGGCACGAGCACACCGAGUGUCAGAUCGAGGUACUUCGAGUGUUUGGAAAUCUCACCAGGUGGCCAGCCGUCAGGGAGGCUCUCGCCGACAGACAAGUGGUAUCGCGGCUGGCCGGCCUGCUCGACUCGGACAACCGCGAGCUGGUGUACACCACCGUGGGCGUGCUGAUCAACCUGAUGACAGACCCCGGAAAGCGACAAGAUUUUACCAGCUUCGGCGGCAUCGACAAGCUGGUGCUGGUGCUGGAGGACUUCGGCUACAGCGACUGGCAGCUGGCGGCGCUCGUCUGCAAGGUGCUGUGGAACCUGGGCGCCGACACGGACGACGUGGGCCAGGUCUUCUCCGAGCAGCAGGCCGACCAGCUGGCGGUCGUGCUGGACGAGUACCUCGCCGAGGAGCAGCAGAUCGCCACCAUGCUGCGGCCCCUCUGGGAGGAGUUCGCCGACGUGGCCGCCAGCCUCCUGGAGAAGCUGGACGAGUCGCUGGACGCCGCCGCCGCCGCCGCCGCUGCGCCCACUGAGCACACCAAGACCGCCUAG
This is a messenger RNA of Pollicipes pollicipes, 2893 nucleotides long. Its product is annotated as armadillo repeat-containing protein 2. Lineage: Eukaryota; Metazoa; Arthropoda; Thecostraca; Pollicipedomorpha; Pollicipedidae. Bases 155 to 2893 code for a protein of 912 amino acids. The record is from RefSeq and is a predicted model, not a curated record. The transcript is spliced from 22 exons. Gene Ontology annotation, biological process: cilium organization. Gene Ontology annotation, molecular function: protein binding.